CAAUGGCCACAGGUCCUCCCUAGGAGAGAUCCCGCUGAGCCCUCGUGAGAAGGAGAUAGUUCAGCAGACCUCGCCUAUCGCCAGGUCCACAGAGAGCCUGAUGUCCACCAGCUCAUCAGAAGCUUCAGGCGAUGAUCCACCACCCAAACCGGCCUUACCACGAGACAGGAUCUUAAUCAAUGUGGACAGACACAGGAACUCCAGUCCACCCUUCAUGAAGAUGCCACCAGCUCUGCCCCCCAAGAUGACCAAGCCGGCGCAGAGAACGCACUCCAUGCCCGGCGACUACCAGAAGUCCCCCCAUCGCAAGUUCGCAGUGGUACAGCCCAUCUCGCGGACGCCCUCCAACGGCGCGGGCUACCCCCCCACCAACGUGGUACCACCCUUCAACAUCACGCCGAGUACGCCGUCCCCCGCAUCAACAUCGGGAUAUUCCAACUCCGUCUUCACGUACCCUGCACAGGGGGAGUUACCGUAUGGGACGUCCCCCUCAGGGUACGUAGUGGACCUCCCCAGCGGGUCAGCCAGCAGUGUCAGCAGUGGCAGCUUCAGACACUCCAUGGACACGCUCAAUUUUUCAGAGCCCGACUAUGACCUGAUCAACGACCAGUACAUGUUGGAGGGCAGUGAGACCAGCAGCACGGACGGGAUGCUGCAGGCCGCCUCCCCCGACCCCCCCGGUAACACCUCCAACCGCUCCAGUCUGCAUGACAGUGACUCCACAGACUCCGCUUCCACUAACCGAUCGCGAGGCAGCGUGGCCAGCCACGACUCUCUGUUCGGCGGAGAGCGGAGCCCCGCUAACACUCUUGACACUGCAACGGGGGCCGCAAACACAGACUCUCCGCCCAAGUUGCCGAAAAAAUUGCGAAAGCACACUACUCCGCAUGGCAGUUACGAUAACCUGUUACAGGACAGCUCGUUUGACGGCCCGUUCUCGCAUCACGUUGGUAGUCCGCAUGCUCAUAUGAGUGGCGUUUCCCAGCAUGCCUUGUUGCAGCCUAUGUCUUCCCAGAAUGCUCAGUGUGGUAGCAGGUCACCUGACCCAGAUGUUCCGCCACCGCUACCAAUGAAAAAGAAGCACAUUCAAGCGUACAUCCACAUGUUCGGAGACUACUCUGAGCCCAGCCCAAACUUCUUCUACUCGGCCCACCAGGGCCCCGGGUACAAUGGACUUGAAAUGUCUCCUUACGAUAACCUGAGCCCCUGUAUGGAGACUUCCCCCUACGACAAUGUGCAAUACAACACAGAACAACCCUCCGGAAGUUAUAACUCUGCCGGAAACAUCUUCAGAUUUUCCCACUUAACGCCAGAAGCUGGAGAUGUACCAGUAGAAGCCCCGGCCCUUCCCCCGAAAAGAAAACAUUUGGACAAGGAUAACAGACGACACUACACGUCACCUUCCAUCCCCUCCCCUUCCAUGUACGAGACCCCCUCCAGAGACAAGUCCAUCAGCCUCAUAGAACCCUCUCCAACAAGUACUAGUUUGGAGGACAGACCAAGUACACCUGAAGAAAAGGAGAGCAAAGGAGACACCGCCACCAAACCCAGCACACUGGACGCUCUGGACGUGUCCGACAAGUUAGUUUUCAAGAAAGAGGUGGGUUACCCCAGGAAAUACCACACGAUGCCAAAAACAAAAGGAGAAGAUGGGCCUGAUCUCCGUGGGGGGUCCAUGGAUGUACUGAUAGUGCACGCUACUGGAGCUGACAAAAAUGACCUGAUGUUCUAUGAAGCAUUCCUGACGACCUACAGAACCUUCAUCACACCCAAGAGCCUGAUUGACAAGCUGCUCUACAGAUAUAACAAGUUUCGCCACAUGUCCGACAACACCAGAAAAAGAGCCAGUCGGAAUGCCUUCUUCUUGUUGGUCAGAGUGGUUGAUGAGUUAUGUAUUGGUGAGCUGACGGAAGAGAUAAUCCAGAUCCUGAUGGACCUGGUGUUUAAGCUGCUGUGUGACGGGGAGUUGGUUCUGGCUAAGCUACUGAGGAACAAGAUGCUGAACAAAUGUGACCAGAGAAAACAGCUGGCCCUCAACAACAAUUUCUCACCACUGUCUGCACUCAGUGUGUCUGUCAAGCGUGCCAGUUUGUUUGACUUUAAGGGGGAGGAGUUGGCAGAACAGAUGACACUACUCGACGCCGAGGCCUUCCAGAAGAUUGAGAUUCCUGAGAUCCUGGCCUGGGCCAAGGAGCAGUCGGAGGAGCUUAGUCCGAACCUUACCACAUUCACGGAGCACUUCAACAAGAUGUCUUACUGGUGUCGGUCUUGUAUCCUCACACAACCCAAGGCCCAGGAGAGAGAGAAACUGGUCAACAGAUUCAUCAAAAUCAUGAAGCACCUUCGUCGGUUUAACAACUUCAACUCGUACCUGGCUAUCCUCUCAGCGCUGGACUCUGCCCCCAUACGGAGACUGGAGUGGCAGAAGCAAACCACAGACGGUCUGGCAGAGUACUGCACGUUGAUAGACAGCACCUCGUCAUUCCGGGCGUACCGGGCAGCUCUGGCUGAGGCAGAACCACCCUGUAUACCUUACCUAGGGCUUAUCCUGCAGGACAUCACGUUUGUUCACCUGGGCAACCCCGACAUGCUGGAGGACGGAGUCAUCAAUUUCGCCAAGCGCUGGCAGCAGUUUAACAUCCUGGACAAUGUGCGCAGGUUCAAACAAGUGCAUUACGACUUCAAGAGAAAUGAGAAGAUCCAGACGUUCUUCAACAACUUUGACGAGUACCUGUCAGAGGAGGCCCUGUGGCAGAUGUCGCUGGAGAUCAAACCUCGCGGCGUGCGGCGGAAGCCCGAGCCAAAGGAACCACCACCUGCAGAGUCCUCCAGUUGAACCAUUCAGUGUAAAAAUCUUAUUUACAAACCAUCUCAUCCCAUAUUUAUUGUAUCAUCUACCACUUUGUAACUUCAAUCAAAACACCCCCUUGAUUCUGGUAUGGAAUCAUCCAGUGUUGUCCAGUGCUUUGGAAUUGGAAUGUAACACUGAAACAGAGGGGCGUGGUACUGACGGCACAGGCUGCUGAUAUUUCCCCAUGGAUGAAUGUCAGUUCAGUGGAGUGCAAAAAUUUGGAGUCAAGUGGACACUGUCAUUACAAGAAGAUAGCCUCUUGUAAUGGCUAACUUUUUAUAUAAAGUCAUAUAGAUCAUAUAGAGAUGAACAUGACUCGCAGGGACAUGGUCUCCCUUUGCCUUUCUUGUCCUACAAAUGAAAAAGGGAGAGGCAAACAGUUAGAACGCCAAGAGUAGCCUGGGUGCCAUCCUCUGUAGUUACCGCUGGCUCCAUGAUUGCCAGCAACAAUAGGGAGCUGGUGGUAACUACGGAGGAUGGCACCCAGGCUAGGCCGAGAGAGAAAGACUUAAUGGCUGUUUCAUACAGGUCAUAGUAUGGAAGUUUAUUCACACAGCCAGUGGCAGAUAUAACCUGUUUUUAUACACCUCAUGGCAACUGAGCAACUAAAUGAUUGAGUUUUCUCUUCUUAGCAACUUGCCAUUCUGUCGAUUCCUGUCUUUUGUUGGGACCAGCAUAAGAAAGAAGUCUGGUAAAGCAAGCCAUCCAUCCAUUCAUGGUAUCAGUAUACAUUUGUAUGUAUGUCAUUUUGUCACAAUGAGAAAUAGAUGAAAUACAGAACAAAAACUGGUCUACUAUUAUCACCAGAUCUCUCUCUGGUCUGGAGAUUAUAUCUUUGAAAAAAGUUGAAUGUGAGCCCACUCAAAGGGCCACAGUGUUAACAUCUGGGGCAUUACAAACAGGCCUCAUGCAUAACUUCAUACCCAGUGUAACUACUGGACUACUAUACAGAAUAUAAACUACAAUGCAAGAUGUUCCUUUCUCUAGAAACAUCUGUGUGACAGGGAUUAUGAAAUGCUGGCAUUUGCUUCCUCACACUUUGAGAUGAAAUGUCUUGAUUUUGAUUGAAAAGACAGCCUUUCAGACAAGGCAGAAAGCAGAAAGGAAUAGUGUAAAUUUUGUAAAUGAUUCGUAAGCCCUGGUGUUCUCCGGGCUAGAGGAGGUGUUAGGCUGAAGAGAAACAGAGGAACAGAAAAAAAAGAAAGGGAAACAGCCACAAUUUGAGAACUGGAAUUGAUAGAGAAGCUGCUUGUCAUGGGCAGCAGUGAAGGAAAAUGCGGUUUUGAAACGGGAACUUUAGAGAGAGUGCCAUGACAGUUGUCUUGGAAGAUGAAACAAGUUGAACAAAGAAGCGUUCUUUGUCUUCCAUGCUGUAGAUAUCAUCACUGUAGUUAAAGUGUGAAAUAUUUCAAGACAGGAAAAACAAACUUAAGACAUGACAUGCUCUUCCAAGAUGGAACACAGUCUAUGGGAACAAUAAGUCAAGGUACAUAAUGUUCUGGCAUAAACCACUGGCUGCAGUGUUUUUCAUUUCUUAAUUUUCGUAUACAAACACAGAUGAAAAGUACACAGUCCAAUGACACACCUUCAUAUUUUUGUUUGCAUGUGCUAUGUUCAGGAGAAAUGUGUUUGAGAUGAACAAAGUUAAACCCUGUACCAAAGGGAGUAAGUUCUUGCUAGUUCCCAUCUGACAUUCUGGAAGACAUUUUGCUGCCAUACCUGUAGCCAAUCACAUCUUGUGUUACAUCCCAGGCUAGUGUAUGUAGAUAGCAACACUAAAGUAAGGGAUGUUACCAUUGAACAAUUGUCCUCUGGCUGUGUUAAGAGUAUAGAUAAGACUAGUCAACAGAUUUUGACACCAUAGCAAACAGCACUUAUAACAAACACUGUAACAAGUGAAGAUGUGUUCCACAGUUAGUAGAAUAACUUGUGGCUGUUAGUUAUGCAUCAGUUUUGCCAUGUGUUCAUCCAUACAAACCUGUAGUUAAAAUCUUCAUGGACAGUGCAUCAAAAGUGUUCAUAUGUAGCAGAGAGCCUGCAAGCAAAUGUGUUGACUAUGUUUUUGUCACUCAGUGUCUUUCAUACCAUGUGUCAUGGUAGAAAUGUUCUUGAAAGAUGCAGGGAAGUAAGCUUUAGAUAAGUUCAGACAGCAAGCCCUGUAAUGCAUUGACAAAACAUGACCUGUUUCAAUAUUUGCAAACUAUGUCCAAAAUGCAUUCAAACUUGCCAGUUGUUGGUAGUCAAAAAGGGAAGUGAAUCUAUAUUAUAAGGUGAAAUCUCUGCGAGUUUUACCAACAUUUGAUGGGUGGUUUUCUGUUUAGAUUGCAUACCAAAAGCAACAUCCAGUACAAAGUCUAGUAGACAUUUGUUUGACGUACAUGUAUGUUCAUGAAAGGAGAGACAAGAAAAGUGAUUAUGUUAAUUGCAUAGAUACUUUCUGUAUGAUAGCUAAGGUGGUCAGCAUUUACAUACAUGUAUAAUAUGUUUGCAAACAGUUUUAUGUUUUGAUAGAAUAUAGCAUAGUGAUUCUUAAGCACAAAGUGCCAAAAGCUGUAUCAUACGAAUUUCAUUUCUAGAUUCCUUUAAGUUUCCUACAUUUUUAUUGUUAUUAUAGAAUAUUUUCCCUCUAUUUUCUACAUUUGUGUAUUGCUCAUCCCUUGUUCUUGUGUAUAUAUUUCUGUUCUGUAAUGUUUUGUAAAUAAGGGAUUUCUAUGGAUUCCCUGUAAAGAGAUAGGACAUGAAAUUGUGUAAAAGCCAGACCCUGCUGUGCUGACAUGCAUUGCCUUUUAUGUCUACAGAAGGUGUUACCUAAAGUUAUUUGUAAAUUUUACAAUAAAAGCCAUCCAUAAUGU
Molecule: messenger RNA, 5703 nt
Organism: Branchiostoma belcheri (Belcher's lancelet)
Lineage: Eukaryota; Metazoa; Chordata; Leptocardii; Amphioxiformes; Branchiostomatidae
Product: rap guanine nucleotide exchange factor 1-like
Exons: 16
Coding region: 101-2836 (911 amino acids)
Biological process (GO): Ras protein signal transduction; positive regulation of GTPase activity
Cellular component (GO): plasma membrane
Molecular function (GO): guanyl-nucleotide exchange factor activity
Source: RefSeq, a predicted model, not a curated record